This is a messenger RNA of Anopheles marshallii, 762 nucleotides long. RefSeq names its product proteasome subunit alpha type-3 (gene Prosalpha7). The record is from RefSeq and is a predicted model, not a curated record. The transcript is spliced from 5 exons. Bases 1 to 762 code for a protein of 253 amino acids. Gene Ontology annotation, biological process: ubiquitin-dependent protein catabolic process. NCBI's taxonomy places the organism in Eukaryota, Metazoa, Arthropoda, Insecta, Diptera, Culicidae. Gene Ontology annotation, cellular component: nucleus; synapse; proteasome core complex, alpha-subunit complex.
AUGAGUUCAAUUGGCACUGGUUACGAUCUGUCCGCGUCACAGUUCUCCCCCGAUGGACGCGUGUUCCAGAUUGAGUAUGCGGCAAAAGCGGUCGAGAAUAGUGGCACGGUAAUAGGACUGCGGGGCAAGGAUGGAGUUGUGCUGGCCGUUGAGAAACUUAUCACGAGCAAACUGUACGAGCCGGACUGCGGUACACGAAUCUUUACCAUCGAUACAUCCAUCGGAAUGGCUGUCAGUGGAAUGAUUACCGAUGGCCGGGCUGUUGUGGAUAUUGCUCGGCAGGAAGCUGCCAGCUACCGACAGCAGAAUAAUCGCGCCAUUCCGCUAAAACACUUGAACGACCGUUUGUCGAGCUACUUCCACGCGUACACCCUGUACAGUGCCGUGCGACCAUUCGGAGUGAGUGUAAUCCUAGCGUCCUGGUCCGAGGAAAAAGGCGCCGAAAUGUACAUGAUCGACCCGUCCGGAGUGUCUUGUGGCUACUUUGGAUGCGCCGUUGGAAAAGCGAAACAAACAGCCAAAACGGAAAUUGAAAAAUUGAAACUUUCCGAUAUGAGUGUGAAGGACCUCGUGCUUACAGCUGGCAAAAUCAUCUAUCAGGUGCACGAUGAACUGAAGGACAAAGACUUCAAGCUGGAACUCAGUUGGGUGUGUCAGGAUUCGAAGGGCAUCCACAAGACGGUACCGGCCGAGGUAUAUGCUGCAGCGAACCGUGCCGGCCAGGAAGCAGUCGACGAGGACGAUAGUGAUAACGAAAUCUAA